CGCUCAGCACAUCGCAUCACCACCAACACCACAGCAUGGAUCCGCAGACGCAACCGGUGCGGGCCGACGACGAGCAGGCGAUGCGCGACAAGGCGUAUCCGCCGCUCGAUGACCUCGAAGUCGACUGCGAGUCGAUGUCUGUCUGGAAGAUCGAGAGCUGGAAGAAGCUCGACAAGAGACUCCACUCCCCGGCCUUCGACCUCGGCGGCUUCUCCUGGAAGCUCCUCCUCUUCCCGGCAGGCAACCAGGGCAAUUCCCUCAACCAGAUCGAGAACGUCUCGCUCUACAUCGAGUGCUCGCCGCCCGUGGCCGACUCCGACACCGACAUGGCCGACUCCGACGCCGGCCAGUGGGCGGUCUGCGCCCAGUUCGGCCUCGUCAUGGCAAACCACAGAGACCCCUCCGUCUUCACCCUCCAUCAGGCCUCCCACAGAUUCACCCCGGAGGAAAAGGACUGGGGCUUCACAAAGUUCUACGAGCUCCGCAAGCUCGUCCAGAAAGUCGACGGCAAGGAUCUCCCCAUCCUCGAGGACGACAAGGUCGACAUCUACGCCUACGUCCGCAUCAUCAAAGACCCCACCGGCGUGCUCUGGCACAACUUUAUCAACUACGACUCCAAGAAGGAGACCGGCUACGUCGGCCUCCGCAACCAGGGCGCCACCUGCUACAUGAACUCCCUCCUGCAGUCCCUCUACUUCACCUCCAUCUUCCGCCGCGCCGUCUACCAGAUCCCGACCGCGACCGACGAGCCGACCGCGUCCGUCCCGCUCGCCCUCCAGCGUGCCUUCUACCUCCUGCAAUCCUCCCCCGCCCCCGUCGGCACAAACGAGCUCACCCGCUCCUUUGGCUGGGACACCUCCGAGGCCUUCACCCAGCACGACGUCCAGGAGUUCAACCGCGUCCUCAUGGACAAUCUCGAGGGGAAGAUGAAGGGCACCGCCGUCGAGAACGCGCUCACAGAUAUUUUCGUUGGACAGAUGAAGUCUUUUGUAAAGUGCAUCAACGUCGACUUUGAGUCCUCCCGAUCGGAAGACUUUUGGGACAUCCAGCUCAACGUCAAGGGUAUGAAAGAUCUGCACGAGUCUUUUAAAGACUACAUCCAAGUCGAGACCCUCAACGGCGAGAACCAGUACCAAGCCACCGGAUACGGCCUGCAAGACGCCGAAAAGGGCGUCAUCUUCCAGUCCUUCCCUCCAGUCCUCCACCUCCAGCUCAAGCGCUUCGAAUACGACUUCAACCGAGACAUGAUGGUCAAGAUCAACGACCGCCAUGAGUUCCCGCUCGAGAUCGAUCUGAGUGAGUUUCUCGAACCUCAGACCGACAGAUCCGAGCCAUGGGUCUAUGUCCUCCAUGGCGUGCUCGUGCAUUCCGGUGACCUCAACGCAGGGCAUUACUACGCCCUUCUAAAGCCCGAGAAAGAGGGCGACUGGUACAAGUUUGACGACGACCGAGUCACGCGGGCAACCCUCAAAGAAGUUCUCGACGAGAACUACGGCGAGGACCUGAAAGACAGCAACAACAACAGCAACACAAACGGUCUUGUGGGUCACUACCCCAUGCGUCAAUUCAACAAGUUCUCGCUCAAGCGCCACUCGAACGCCUACAUGUUGGUCUACCUCCGAAAGUCGCGAGUCGAUAACCUGCUGGCGCCCUUGAAGGAAGAAGACACUCCACAGCACAUCUCUGAGAGUCUCGAGCGCGAGCAGCGCGAGGAGGAAGCCAGACGGAAAGAACGCGAGGAGCAGCAUCUGUUUAUGCACGUCUUGGUCAUGAGCACCCGACAGUUUGUCAACUACCACGGCGUCGACAUCGGAGCCUGGGGCUUAGCCGGCAGCGACGAGCCCAACAACGAAGUCGCGCCCGAGGCGCGUCCGAUGCUGUUCAAAGUCCGCAAGACGUCUACUCUGCGCGAGCUGCGGGACCAGAUCGCAAAGGACCUCGCGAUCGAGAACCCUGCCGCGCUUCGGUUCUGGCUGAUGGUCAGUCGUCAGAACAAGACAAUCAGACCUGAUCUACCGCUUCUGGACUCUGUGCCGCGCUCGCUCAAGGAGGUGAGAGACAAGCACUCUGCGCAGUCGAUGGAGAUGACGCUGUGGAUGGAGGAGGCGACCACCGAUCCCGAGACCGGGGCGCUGAUUCCGUGCCAAGCCGGCGGCAACGCGAGCUCGGCCAAGAUUCUCAUUUUCCUAAAGUACUUUGAUCACCACAGUCAGUCGAUAACAGGAAUCGGAUGCGUGACUGUGGGGAAAGAAGACAAGCUUUCGGUGCUGUAUUCGUAUAUCUGCAAGACUAUGAAGUGGGCGCCAAAUACAGCUAUUGAUUUGUUUGAGGAGAUCUCGGCGACUAUGGUCGAUAGCCUUGAUUCCAAAAAGACGUUUUCGGGUGUCGAGAUCCAGGAUGGCGAUAUUAUAUGUUUCCAAAAACGGCUGCCAGAGUCUGAGCUCGCCACUAUUCACGGCUGUCAUGAUGCCAAGUCAUACUACGACUUUCUCCGCAACCGUAUACAGAUUCUGUUCAAGCCGCGGUUCGCACACAUGGCGAUCCAAGAAGAAUUCCAACUCUACCUCUCUCUAAACGACAAAUACAACCAAAUCUCCGCCAAAGUCGGCAAGCAUCUCAACGUGGACCCUACGCAUUUGCGGCUGUGCGCGACGCACACCAGCGGAGCGCUCAAGGCGCCGAUUAAAGCGUCGACGUCGCUUUCGCUCAAGGAGUUGCUCGGGCCGGUAUACGCCCAGGUUCUGUCACAUACGAUGUACUACGAAGUUCUGGAUGUUGCGUUGCUGGAGCUGGAGUCGAUGAAGGCUUUGAAGCUGACGUGGUUGACUGAUGGCAUCACGAGCGAGCACCAUUACGAUAUCCUGGUGCCGAAGAACGGGACGAUGGUCGAGGUUUUGCAGGUGUUGAAGCAGAAGGCCGGGUUGUCGGACGAGGUGGCUUCGAGGGUACGCUUCUACGGCGCGAAUAUCAACAAGAUUCACCGGCAAUUCCCACCGGAUUACUCUGUGCUGUCGAUCCUUGACUCGACGCAGUUAUACGCUGAGGAGUUACCCGCGGACGAAGUCGAGCGGAAGGACAAGGAGAAGCUGAUCACCGCCUUCCAUUUCCAAAAAGAAGCGAACCGCACGCACGGCAUUCCCUUCUUCUUCACGCUCAAACCCGGUGAGAAAUUCGCCGAUACCAAAGCGCGACUGCAGGAGCGCACGGGGAUCAAAGACAAGCAGUUUGAGAAGAUCAAGUUCGCGCUCGUGCAGCGCGCGUCGUAUCCGAAGCCGCUGUAUUUGGAAGACGAGAUGGUGGUCUAUGAUAUGGCGGAGAAAGACGACGAGCUGGGAUUAGAUCAUCUGGACAAGACGACGUAUAAGAACUUGCGACAUGAGCAGCGGGCUAUAUUCAUCAAGAAUUAGGGUCAUUUUUUUUUUAUUUAUUGAUUUGUAGUUAUUUUAUUGAGUGAGGCAUGAGUUGUUUUUUUUUUGUCUAUUGUUGAUUUUUAGGCAUAAAGUACCUUUUUUGUGUUUUUGUGUGUCUGUCUGAUU
This is a messenger RNA of Myxozyma melibiosi, 3536 nucleotides long. Its product is annotated as cysteine proteinase. Gene Ontology annotation, biological process: protein deubiquitination; regulation of protein stability. The transcript has 2 exons. Gene Ontology annotation, cellular component: nucleus; cytosol. Gene Ontology annotation, molecular function: cysteine-type deubiquitinase activity; protein binding. The record is from RefSeq and is a predicted model, not a curated record. The coding region runs from base 36 to 3407 and encodes 1123 amino acids. Lineage: Eukaryota; Fungi; Ascomycota; Lipomycetes; Lipomycetales; Lipomycetaceae.